Messenger RNA from Camellia sinensis, 904 nucleotides. RefSeq names its product glutathione S-transferase PARB. NCBI's taxonomy places the organism in Eukaryota, Viridiplantae, Streptophyta, Magnoliopsida, Ericales, Theaceae. Gene Ontology annotation, molecular function: glutathione binding; glutathione transferase activity. Gene Ontology annotation, cellular component: cytoplasm. The record is from RefSeq and is a predicted model, not a curated record. Gene Ontology annotation, biological process: glutathione metabolic process.
CAUCAAUUUUUUUUUUUUUUUUCUAAUGAAAGAAAGUACCCUCAUCACAAUACCCUCUUGAGAAUGUAAUAAUUGCUCAUCGUCUUCAUUUUACUUCCCUCUCUCUCUCUCUCUCUCUCUCUCUCUGAGAUUCUCAUGGCUGUCCUGAAGAAGGUCUAUGGAACCUUAACAUCUCCACCAACAUUAAGAGUUUUGGCAUCUCUCUAUGAGCAUGACUUAGACUUUGAGUUUGUACCCAUUGACAUUGAAGCUGGGGAGCACAAACAAGAGCCUUUUCUUUCUCUCAAUCCAUUUGCUGAGGUACCAGCAUUUCAAGAUGGCGACUUGACUUUAUUUGAGUCAAGGGCUAUAAUGAGAUUCAUAGCCUUUGCCUAUCCAAAACCAGGUAAAGAGCACAUAUUCAAAGACCCAUUAACACAAGGUGUUGUGGCUGCCUGGAUUGAUGUGCAAGAUCAUCAAUUCAAUCCUCCAGCUCUGAAGCUUAUCAAUGAGCUAAUCUUCAAGCCCAAAAAUGGAUUCACACCUGACACAACCGCGGUGGCAGAGGAGGAAGCAAAAUUAGCUAAGGUGCUGGACAUCUAUGAAGAGCGACUUGGUGAAUCCAAGUACUUGGGAGGAGAAAAAUUCACUUCUGCAGAUCUAACUCACCUUCCUAACUUGUAUUAUCUCAUGCAGACACCAAUGAAUCGAGUCAUCGAGUCACGCCCAAGGGUUAGUGCAUGGUGUGCAAGAAUUAUGGCUAGGCCGGCUUGGUCUCGGGUUGUGGAGAUGGUAAAAAAUAAGUAUUGAUUGUGUACCAAGGUGAAUGCAGGUAUUGCAUUCUGAAUAUUUUCUGUGAAAUUUCUGUGUCUGUAAUAUUAUUGGGACGAAAAUAUAAAUAAGAUUUGAGUUGUGUCAAUGUAAC